UUUUUUUUGGUCAAUCAAAAUCUGUUUUAAUACAUUUUAUUUCAUGAUCCCUCCUCAGUCCUCACCUUGUUAGUUAAGAGAUUAAGGAAACCUCCCCAAAAGAUGAUGAUGGGGAAAAAUCACGGCGUUGAAUCUAGCGGCCAAAGCGGAGGAAAGAUCGGUUCUGAUUCUUCGCCGUUCGAUUCCUUCCCGUUGGAUUGCAUCUCCAAGAUAGUCUCAUUCACAAGUCCACGUGAUGCCUGCGUCGCCGCUACGGUGUCGAAAGCCUUUGAAUCUGCGGCCAAGUCAGAUGUCGUGUGGGAGAAGUUCCUUCCCCCGGAGUACGCAUCUCUGGUUCCUUCAUCGCGUCAUUUUUCGUCGAAGAAGGUGCUCUACUUCGCGUUUUGCGAGGAGCCUCUUCUCAUCGACGAUGGUACAAAGAGCUUUUGGUUAGAGAAAGCAAGUGGGAAGAGGUGUUUAAUGUUAUCUGCGAUGAACAUCUCAAUCAUAUGGGGAGAUACUCCACAGUAUUGGAAAUGGAUUUCGAUUCCUGAAGCUAGGUUUAAAAGUGUUGCGAAACUUCGUCAUGUAUGUUGGUUUGAGAUUCGAGGGAGGGUGAAAACUCGUGUCCUAUCUCCAAAAACUCGUUACUCGGCUUACCUCGUGUUCAAGAAAACGGAUAGUUGUUAUGGCUUUGAUGAUGUGGCUGUAGAAGCUGGGGUUGGAGUGGUGGGUCAUGAAGCUUCUACAAGAACCAUAUGCUUUGAAACGGAUGUGGAUAAUGAGCGAGAGAUGAGAUGGAUAUACCCAGAGGAGAGGAAAGAUGGUUGGAUGGAGGUUGAUCUUGGGGAAUUCUUCAAUGGAGAGGAGAUGAUGAAUGGUGAUGAGAUUGAGAUGAGUGCUUUAGAGACUAGGGACCUCGGUUGGAAGCGUGGCUUGAUCAUUCAAGGAAUUGAAAUCCGUCCUGCGAAAAUCCAAUAAAGAGAAAAUAAUGCCGGGAGUGAAGAGGUACAAUCCAAUUGAUAGACAAGUGUGUUUGUUAUAUAAUGAACAACUUUGAUCAAGGUUGAAUCCUGUUAGUUGGUAUAUGUAAAACCGGUUUUAUCCGGUUAUGCUUUUGUAGUAAAUGAGUAUUUCCGUGGACGGAAAACUUGUAGUGUUUCUGGA
Messenger RNA from Raphanus sativus (radish), 1146 nucleotides. Its product is annotated as F-box protein PP2-B10-like. The record is from RefSeq and is a predicted model, not a curated record. Lineage: Eukaryota; Viridiplantae; Streptophyta; Magnoliopsida; Brassicales; Brassicaceae. The transcript has 4 exons. Bases 103 to 960 code for a protein of 285 amino acids. Gene Ontology annotation, molecular function: protein binding.